This is a messenger RNA of Aphanomyces astaci, 3722 nucleotides long. RefSeq lists its product as hypothetical. Bases 46 to 3438 code for a protein of 1130 amino acids. The record is from RefSeq and is a predicted model, not a curated record. The transcript has 10 exons. NCBI's taxonomy places the organism in Eukaryota, Oomycota, Saprolegniomycetes, Saprolegniales, Verrucalvaceae.
GGUUUGUGUACCGGACAGGCGCGGCGGCAGACUCGACAGGCAACCAUGCAAGCCACGUUGAGUUGGAGCUCCAAGAACAGCAUGGUGCUGGACCCGUUCGCCAGUCGCCUGGCGAUUGGAGACGAAGAAUGGCGUGAAAAGAUUCGCGUGCUGGACGAACUUCAGUCGUUUGUAGGGAUCCAUGCAUCGAGUCUCACGUCCGAGCACUUAAACGCACUUGUAGUGCCAUUCCGAACGAUGUUUUGCGAGCUCAGGUCGUCCGUCGUGAAGAAAGCAUGCGACGUAUUCAGCGAACUUGCCCAGUUGCUCCGUCAAAAAGUCAAGCCGCUCGUGGACAAGGUGUUUCAAGCCAUGAUGGAAGCCAGAGGGGGGUCCAACAAGGUCAACACUCAAGCCAUUCACGCGUGCAUCGAGUCUGUCAUUCACGUUGUUGUGAGCAAGAGUGCCCUGACGUCGAUGUUUUACUCUUUCAAACACACCAAGAACGGCCAGAUCCGAGACUCGUGCCUGCAGUACUUGUGGAUUGUGCUGACGAACUGGAACCCCACCGUGCUGGAAGCGGUCAAACCUCGCAUUCAAGAGUGCAUUCUGAGUUCGUUGAGCGACGCGUCGCCGUUAUGCCGUGAAGUCGGCCGACAAUGCUACGGCCAAUUUAUCGCGCUGUGGCCAGCCAAGAAGCUCGAGUUGCAAGCCAAGUUGUCACCCACCGCCAUGAAGUACCUCGCGGCGCUGAAUUUUGCAGACAAAGUCGUCCCAGAAUGUGAAUCCCACUUGCCUCGACGGAAAGCCCUGCAUGAUAUUUCAAACACUGCGGACCUCCCCGUCGUCAAGAAAAGGAAAGAUUACAUGGGUCGAGCGAUUGAACACCCAGCGCACGAAGAUAAUGAUGAUACCAAGCACCUUCCGUCCCAAAUCGCCACACUAGAAGCGGCGCUGCAACUCUCCAAGCAAGUUGUUGCGCAACUCAAAGCCGAAAACGAAUCCCUCCGGAUCGAACAUCGCCAGUCCCACGUUCGAAUGCGGUCACUCCAAACGCAAACCACCAUGCUGGAAACGCUGGUGAAAGACGCUGAUUUGGAUCAACAACGCCAGCAGGUGGACGCCACGGCAGCCAUUCAAUCCAAGAACGACGAGAACCGCCGCCUGCAAGGACUUCUAACAUCGGCCUUGAAUCAAGUGGACAGGCUGUCGUCCAGCCAGUGGAAGCCGUCCGCCGGCCCGUGCCGCCGCCACCGCUCGCUUCGGACGCGGGCGUAUUCAUUGGACGCUGCCGUUGGGGAGACUUGUGAAGAAGCCAAGUCGAAGCAGUCAACAGAUACAACUCGGUUGUUUUGCCAAGUCAAAAGCCAGCCUUCGAACCCCGACGACCAGACUGAAAGGCUUCAAAACGACCUGGCCAAUAUGACGGCGACGCUGGAAAGCGUGCAGGUGGAGAAAGCCCAGUUGAACGACCAAGUGGAUUCCCUGGGCAAACAGCUGGAGCACCUGCAGAAGACACUGCACGACGUUCAAGUGGACGGAGCGUUCGAACAGACCAAACAUCUCAACAUGGAAGCGGAGUUUGUCGACAAGAUCCACGACCUCGAGCAACAGCUGCAGGCCGCGACCGCCGAAAAUGAAGUGAUGACGGAGCAGUUGGCCACGAGUGCGUCGACCUGCGCGGCGCUCAAGGCCGAGAUGGACGUGGUGAAAAGCCAACUGUCCAAGGUCACAGCGGACUGCACGGAGUUGGAGACGGAUAGACAAGCUGUCUUGGUCGAAAUCGACCGCGUUCGGACCGAGUUGACGUCAAAGUUGGCGCGAAAGGAAGUGACGCUGGACCGACUCAAGACGGAGAACACAAUGGUGCAGAUGAAGGUCGAGGCAUUGAUGAAAACCAACGAAGAGCUUCACAGCAUCGUCAAGAUCACGGAAGACGCGUACUACCAGAUCCGAGAAGACGUGUCGUCGCAGUCAUUAGAGGAAGUCGAGUGCAUGGCGGGCGUGAAAGCCGAGAACGACAGCUUGCAGGCCCGCGUGCAGGGAUUGUUGAAGCAACUGGACGCGGCGGAAUCGACCAACGGCCAGCUCCGGGACCUCGUGACCGAGGCGGAGACAGAUAAGGAAGAACUCAAGGACAACCUGCAAGCCACCGUGAGCCAACUCGAAGCGUGCCAAUACCGGGCGGAUAUGGCCGAUGAUGCAAUUGGAAAAGUGCGUCGGGAGCUAUCGGCGCAACUACAGGCCAAGGACGAGGAGCUGAUGAACUUGACGUUUGACAACCAGGCGCUGCGGUCCCAGGUGGAAUCGCUGGGGCAGCGUGUGGAUGAGCUGCAAAGUUGCAUCAAAUUCACGGAAGAUGCGUACUACCAGAUGCGGGAAGACGUGUCGUCGCAGGCGCUGGACGACGUGGCGAGUGUGGCCCCCGUCAAGGCCGAGAACGAAAGUCUCCAGACCCGCGUCCACGAUCUGCUGGAGCAGCGCGACGAACUAGAUCACGUCAACCAGCAGCUGCGACAUGACGUGGAGAGUCUGAAAUCAACGUUGAACCAACUGCACGAGCGUGAGACUGGCAUGAGUCAGCACCUACGCGACGUGGAAGCGCAACUGCAAACUACGACAGAAGAAAACUGCCAACUCCGAAGCGAUUUGUGUAGCCAAAGCCUCCUGGACGCCGAAGCGGCAGAGAAGAGCCAGCAUGAAACCCAAGUGCUCCAAAUUCAAGUACAAUCCCUGCACAAGCAACUAGUUGGACUCGAAGCGGUAUUGGCGGUCGGUCGCGAAGCAUACCGCAAGCUUCAAAGUGACUUGGACGUGCAAUCUCAUGUGAAAACGGACAACGACCGCCUCCGCGUUGAAAUUGCCGCCUUGACGGACCAACUGGACGCGCUCCAGGCGGCAGAACAAGCGGCUAGCUCAAGCAAGGAAGAGCUCAUGGUCCUCUCAGCAAAGGCGGCGGAAGCACACGCAGAGCUCAAACGAGUCCAAUCCCAAGCAUCAACGUACCAGCAUUCGAUCCGCGACUUGGAAGCGCGGCUGCAGUCGUUGCAGCAAGACAACGCGCAACUACACGCGGCACUGGCGACCCAGUCGACCAAACAAGUGGACGCUCGUGCGAAACUCAAGUUUGAAAACCAGUGCCUCCAAGCCAGGGUCGACUCGCUCCAACGACAGCUCCUAGACACGAGUCGCGGCAUAUGUGACAUGGACAUUUCUAUGCAAGAUGAAGUGUGCAUCGAGCUGACCCAGCGAGAGCUGGAGUCGCCGUCGAAUCCGUCCAAACCUACCACCACGAUAUCUCCGGAAGAGCACAAGGCGUCCAACAAGCAGCCAGCACCGCUUGGAGCAGCCUCGAGAUGGAACCAGCAAGUGUUUGCGUAUCGUGAAAGGGGCAACUUGAUGGCCCAGCGACAGCUCAACGAUUCAAAUAUUCUCAAGCGAUGGAAACCCACGCCGUAGGACACUGGUUUCAGUUGCAAAGUGAACUUUAGUUGGUGUUAUUACUAUGAUUGUCCAACUUUAACACAACAAAUUGAGCAAGGGCAUGGAUGGCGUCGCGGGACGGCUUUCCCAAUGGGAAAAUAACAAAGUCGUGGUACAAGUGGGGAUGCAAAUACUCGGUCACGUCCACGUGGCAUCGCUUGGCCUUGGCAACAAACGUUGCGAUGUCCCCUGCCAUGAGCUCCGUCUGUCCGUACAUGACCUAAUUCAGCAGAAUUAUUUGCUAAUUCAGCAGUAUUAUG